GGGGGCAUCAGCUCCUUGUAAUGGGGGAGCGAGCGAUGCGGUGAAUCCGAGGAAGGAACUGCCUCGAUGGAGGCUUCGGCACCGUGACCGCUAUCGGGAUUACCCCUUCUACUAACGCAUAGCCUCGAACGCUGGAGAAAGCAGGCAUGUCCCGUGCCUCCAGCAGCGACAUGGAAGCCGAGCUUUACUUCCUGAUUGCCCGGUAUCUGCAGUCCGGACCGUGCCGGAGAACAGCCCAGCUGCUGGCGGAAGAGCUGGAGGAGAACCAGCUAAUCCCGCACCGCCUGGACUGGGAAGGAAAGCGCCACUCGCGAACUUAUCAGGACCUGGUGGCGUCUAACAGUCAUAUCACUACCGACUAUUUGCUGAGAGUUUUCGAGCGUAUUGGACCCCUCCUAGACCGGGAGAUCCCGCAGAGCGUGCCUGGUCUACAGAGUCUUCUUGGAGUAGGGAAACAAUCCCUGUUAAGAAGAGCUAAAGAUUGCAGACAUACGCCAUGGAGAGGGUCCGCUUUGGCAGCCCUGCACCGAGGGAGACCCCCAGAACUUCCAGUCAAUUAUGGAAGGCCCAUCAAUGUUGUCAAUAUCAUCUCAGCGAGAGCUCUAACUGGAUGUGCUCGAUUCAACCACGUAUUCUCAUCCUCAAUGUACCAGCAAAUAAAAAUGCACAAGAGGAUCCUGGGUCAUUUGUCUUCCGUCUACUGCGUGGCGUUUGACCGCAGCGGAAGGCGUAUUUUUACAGGAUCAGAUGACUGUCUGGUGAAAAUAUGGGCCACAGACGAUGGACGUCUCCUCUCAACGCUUCGAGGGCACUCGGCGGAAAUUUCUGACAUGGCUGUGAAUUAUGAGAACACCCUGAUUGCUGCUGGUAGUUGUGACAAGGUGGUGCGCGUUUGGUGUCUUCGCACGUGUGCACCGGUAGCAGUGCUACAGGGUCAUACAGCCUCAAUCACUUCCAUACAGUUCUGUCCAGCAUCAAAAGAAAAAACUAGAUACCUCACAUCUACCGGUGCUGAUGGGACAAUCUGCUUUUGGCAAUGGCAUGUGGACAGCAUGACGUUCAAUGAACGUCCAGUAAAGUUUGCGGAGAGAUCCAGGCCUGGAGUUCAGAUUUCCUGUUCUUCCUUUAGUUCAGGUGGUAUGUUCAUAGCUACGGGCAGCACGGACCACGUGAUCAGGAUAUAUUACCUGGGAUCCGGUUCGCCUGAGAAGCUAGCGGAGCUCGAGGCGCAUGUGGAUAAAGUUGUCGCUGUCCAGUUCUGCAACAAUGGAGACCGCUUGUGCUUCGUCAGCGGCAGUAGGGACGGAACGGCAAGGAUUUGGCAAUAUCAGCAGCAAGAAUGGAAAAUGACUGUGCUGGACAUGGCGACCAGGAUGGCGGGAAGCAGCGUUGCAAAUUCAGAGGACAAGGCUCCCAAGCUAAAAGUCACGAUGGUGGCCUGGGACCGGUCAGAUACCACGGUCAUUACCGCAGUCAACAAUUUCCAUUUAAAAGUAUGGAACUCUCUUAGUGGCCAACUUCUACACGUGUUAUCCGGUCACGACGAUGAAGUAUUUGUGCUUGAAGCCCAUCCAUUUGAUCCCAGGAUUCUUUUAUCUGCCGGUCACGACGGGAACAUUUUUGUUUGGGACCUAGAAAAAGGAUUGAAAAUUCGUAACUACUUUAACAUGAUCGAGGGCCAAGGACACGGGGCCGUUUUUGAUUGCAAGUUCUCCCUCGACGGGCAGCACUUUGCCUGCACCGAUUCCCACGGCCAUCUCUUGCUGUUUGGAUUUGGAUGCAGCAAAGCUUAUGAAAAGAUCCCAGAACAAAUGUUCUUCCAUACGGACUUCCGACCUCUCAUCCGAGACGCUAACAACUACGUGCUGGAUGAACAAACGCAGCAGGCCCCGCAUCUCAUGCCACCGCCGUUCCUUGUAGAUGUAGAUGGAAACCCCCACCCUACCAAGUUCCAGCGGCUGGUGCCUGGCCGUGAAAACUGCAAGGAUGAGCAGCUCAUACCGCAACUAGGAUAUGUUUCCAAUGGUAAUGGCGAAGUGGUGGAGCAAGUGAUCGGUCAGCAGACGGAGAACCAAGGAAGUAUCCUGGAUGGACUGAUCAGGGAGCUGCAGAGAGAACAGGACCAGAGGCAGCCAGAUGAUGGGGUUACGGAUCCGAGCCCUACCGAUAAUCCGCAGCAUAACAGACUGGACUACAGAAGCGGCUUUGCCAGAAGUCAAAGUUUGGACUUAACAUCCCCGCCUAACGUGGGCCUGCGACGUAGCGGCCAAAUUGAAGGCGUCCGACAAAUGCACCUUAAUGCUCCAAGAAGCCAAAUUGCGACUGAACGGGAUCUCAUGGCAUGGAGCAGGAGGGUGGUGGUGAACGAGCUAAAUCCUGGCGUUAGCAGGGUCCAGGAGGAUUGUCGAGCUGCAAAGGGUGAAAUGGAGGUUUUCUUGUACAAUACAGAAAAAAAGAGGAAGCCCCCUCACAAUACACAGAGAAAUGAACACCAAGUAUCCGGUGGGAGAUCCUUAAGGAAAAUACAGAGGAAACGUCCGCAUGCCUAUCAGACGCGUUCCACGAUCGAGCAGGACAGGCAGACUAAUGUCCUUGAGUCAAAUCCGGAUGAUUCUCCAAGCUCCCAAGAGGAUGAGGAAUCCCGGAGUUCCAGCGAGGCUUCCGCUGCCGAAACUGCGACUCGAUGGCAAACGGAGAGCUCAUCCAGUGAGACUUCAAGUGAAUACUCGGACUGGACGGCCGAUGCGGGGAUCAAUCUCCAGCCCCCCAAACGACAAACAAGACAGACAACCAGGAGAAUGUCUAGUAGCUCCGAGGAUGAAAACGCUAGAGAGGAAGAAAAGCCUCGGAAACACAAACAGACCAGGAGAAAGAAACAGAGCGAACUCCUCUCAAUGGAAGGAGAACCAAGCGAAGAGUGGAUCCCCCCACAGUGGAUCCUCGAUACCGUGCCACGCCGCUCCCCCUUUGUGCCGCAGAUGGGCGACGAGGUUAUUUAUUUCAGGCAAGGACACGAGGCUUACGUACGGGCUGUGAGAAAAUCUAAAAUUUACAGUGUUAACCUGCAAAAACAACCAUGGAACAAAAUAGAUCUAAGGGAACAGGAGUUUUUAAAGGUUGUGGGAAUUAAGUAUGAGGUUGGACCCCCAACACUCUGCUGCUUAAAGUUUGCCAUUCUGGAUCCCACCUCAGGCAAAAUGAGCAGAGAGUUCUUCUCUGUCAAGUAUCAUGACAUGCCUGACGUUAUUGACUUCCUUGUACUUCACCAAUUCUACAAAGACGCGAAGGAGAGGAAUUGGCAGAUUGGAGACCGCUUCCGCAGUAUUAUAGAUGACGCCUGGUGGUUUGGGACAGUGGAGAGUCAGCAGCCCUUCCAGAUGGAGUAUCCGGAUAGCCUGUUCCAGUGCUACAGCGUUCACUGGGAUAACAACGAAAGAGAGAACAUGAGCCCGUGGGACAUGGAGCAGGUUCCAGAAGACACAGCUCUGCCAGAUGAAGUCGGCGCCGGAGUUCCCGUCACGGCCGAUGAACUGAAAUCUCUGCUCUACAAACCCGAGGAAGGAGAGUGGGGAUCCAAGUCGAGAGACGAAGUGUGCGAGAGAGUUAUCAGAGGAAUCGAUCAGCUUCUAUCGCUCGAGUUUGCCAGCCCGUUCAGUGCCCCGGUGGACCUGAGUGCCUACCCUUUGUAUUGCACCGUCGUGGCCUAUCCCACGGACCUGAGCACCGUCAGAAAGAGACUAGAGAGCAGAUAUUACAGGAGGAUUUCUGCGUUGAUGUGGGAGGUCCGAUACAUUGAGCACAACGCCAGGACUUUCAAUGAGCCCGACACGCCGAUCGUAAAAGCUGCCAAAAUCGUGACCGACGUGUUGUUGCGAUAUAUUGGGGACGAUAAUUGCACUGACAUUCUAGAGAUCUACCACCAAGUGAAAAGCGAGGAUCUUGGGAAUACAGAUGAAGAAGAUGAGACUGCUGCAGUUGAAAUGGAAUCAGAUGUACCAGGAACAUCCUCCGGACGAGCAGUGACCAGGAGAACGAAAAGGCAACUGCUCCGCUCGAACCCUGACUCGUGGAAGGAUAAAUGCAAGGAGCUUCUGGACCUGAUCUAUGAACGGGAAGAUUCCGAGCCAUUUAGGCAACCGGUCAAUCGUGUCUCUUACCCAGAUUAUCAGGAUGUUAUAGAAACCCCCAUGGACUUUAGUACCGUGAAAGCUACCCUGGAAGCUGGGAAGUACGGCGAUCCUGUGGAAUUUGGCAGAGAUGUUCGCCUGAUUUUUAGUAACUCCAAAGCCUACACGCCGAAUAAGAAAUCCCGGAUCUACAGUAUGACCCUUAGGCUGUCUGCAUUGUGUGAAACGCACAUCAAAGAGAUCAUCUCUGAUUACAAGUUGGCCAUGCAGUUACAGCAGCGGAAGAGGCAAAAAUACCGCAGGAGAAUUCGAAGCAGCAGCAGUUCUGGCUCAAGCAGUAGAGCAUCUAGCCCCAUAGCAAAACCAAGGAAAGCAAAGCUUCAGCCAAAACACAACCAAAGCUCCACUUUACCGCUGUCAAGGACCAGCUCAUCAUCUGCAUCGAACAUGUCUGACACGGCUGCGGAGCCCGAUGCUGUAUCAGACAUCGAACAAAUGGAUGAACCACAAUCUUCUUCUACAUCUACCAAACAGAACAAAAGCGACACAGAGCCCGAGGAAGCGAGUAGCACGAAGGCCAAAUCCUCCUCCGUGAAAGAUACAGAACUCACCAACGGGACUCUCACAAACGGUGACGGCAGAGAGACUCCCAAAACCAAAAGAAAGUUGGAAAGUUCUUCUGAAGACGAAAGCCAAGGAGAAGACGAAGAGAAGAUGGAAGCCGAGUCGCCGUCUGUAAAAUCUCGUCGCUCCUCUUCAUCCUCCGAAAGCAGAGAUUCUGAGUCCAGCCUAAACUCAAAGAGCGAGUCGGAGUCUGAGAGCAGUUCUGACUCGGAGCUGUCGACUAAAUCGGAUCAAGAUUACGUCGACGGCGACCACGAUUACAGUAAAGUAGCGCAGAAGAAACUGAAUAAAUACGGCAACGGGAAAAUCAAAGGGCGAGGACGCGGACGGGGCAGAGGAAAGCGGCAGGCGAAAGGCUGCAACCGUAGCAGCGACGAGGGUCUCCAAACAGCGAAGGGCCGGGGCAGAGGCAGAGGUAGGUGCAAAAAGGACGUCCCCAGAAGCCCUGCGGUGAAACGGACGCAGGAAACAGACGACGAGGACGACGACCAUGACGAGGACGAUGGGGAAGAAAGUGACUAUGUAGGGCAGUUGAGGAAAAAGCCGAGGAUAAAUACAAGGAACCAGGGCAGAAGAACGGUGUUGUACAAUGACGAUUCAGACAACGACCCCGAUGGUUUGGUGCAAUUUGACGAUCCCUUGAACCUUGGAACAUCGAGAUCUGGAAGAGUGCGUAAAAUGACCGAAAAGGCCAGAGUGAGCCAUCUCAUGGGGUGGAAUGGUUGACGACCCUCGGCUGAUAAUCCCUUUUAUUUUCUACUCUUCUUUUUCAAACGUAUGGGUCUUCUACUGCAGGGAUUUUAUUUGAAUGACUUCCUAGGAUGGUGAUUUGUGGGACUGUCUAACCUUCAGCGGUGGUGCUUUUUUUUCCAUGCAAUUGCGCAUGUACUAAUCAAUCGCAUAUUAAGGGCCAGCCUUACGUAUUAAGUCUUAAGACUUUUUUUCUUUACAGCCACAAAAGAAAUCCGACACUACAAAUUUCUAAAGGUGCAGCUUCCAGUUCAAUACAAGAGGCAUGAAACCAUUUUAUUUUUAA
Molecule: messenger RNA, 5787 nt
Organism: Spea bombifrons (plains spadefoot toad)
Lineage: Eukaryota; Metazoa; Chordata; Amphibia; Anura; Pelobatidae
Gene: BRWD3
Product: bromodomain and WD repeat domain containing 3
Exons: 40
Coding region: 147-5477 (1776 amino acids)
Biological process (GO): regulation of transcription by RNA polymerase II; regulation of cell shape; cytoskeleton organization
Cellular component (GO): nucleus
Molecular function (GO): protein binding
Source: RefSeq, a predicted model, not a curated record